Molecule: messenger RNA, 2494 nt
Organism: Patella vulgata (common limpet)
Lineage: Eukaryota; Metazoa; Mollusca; Gastropoda; Patellidae
Product: dynamin-like 120 kDa protein, mitochondrial
Exons: 24
Coding region: 53-2494 (813 amino acids)
Biological process (GO): mitochondrial fusion
Cellular component (GO): mitochondrial membrane; cytoplasm; microtubule
Molecular function (GO): GTP binding; microtubule binding; GTPase activity
Source: RefSeq, a predicted model, not a curated record
CGUCCUUCAUCAACUUCCGUUUUAAAGUUUUGAGAAACUUAACUAUUUCAUAAUGCUGAAGAUACUGCUUCGAGGAAAUUUUGGACCCCUGUGUGAAUAUUGUGCCAAAAAAUAUGCAGAGAAAUCAGUGAAAACAGUUAGCCAUGAUGGUCGACAACAAGCUGUGGUUUUAUUUAAUUCUCAUAGAACUGGUUUUCGAAAUUUACAUAGCACAUACUCUACGCAACCAAAUACAAACACUGCCUUAUUUAGAAGUCAUGUGAUCAAUCUAGCAAGACUCGGUAGUUCAAGGUCAUACCAUACAAUGACCUUUUACACAGGUUCGACCAUUUUACGAAAUCCAGCCCUUUACAAUCGGGGAAUUAUUUUACAGACAGGAAGUUACCAACAGAUGUCUAGUGUUGCUAGGUUACUCGGAGGUCUGGGACGAUUUCUUAGGUUACGGUAUUUAAUAUUCACAGGAGCAGUUGGUGGAGGAGUGGUUGUUAACAAGAAAUUUGAAAGUUUAAAGGAAUACCUGCCUGAUAUUUCGUGGAUGAAGGAUUAUAUACCAGAAUAUGAUGCUUUAGAAAAACUGGCAGUUUCUAUGAGAGAUUAUACGUACCGAGUUUCAGAACCAAAACGGGAAUGGUUGAAGAAUAAAAUGGAUGGAUUACGGGAUAAAGCGGCUGGUUUACCAAGUCUAGAAGAUGUUACGUCUGGAAUACCUAGUCUAGAGGAUAUAAAGGCCAGAUUACCCAGUAUGGAAGAGUUAUCUGAUUACUUGAAUAGUUUACCAGAAGGUGAUUUGGGGUCCACGAUGAUGGAAGGUGUGAGGCGGAAUUCCCAUCUUCAUCAAAUGGCAGCAGAUGCUGGUAUUAGUACCGUACAAAGUAUAACAGCAGUAGAAGGUACAGCCUCGUCUUCAUCCGAGGAUAAAACAGCAAAACAGAAAGAAAGAAUUGAACAGAUACAAGAAGAAAUGAUCGAGAUACAGAUCCGUUAUCAGAAGGAAAUCGAGAGAUUAGAGAAAGAUAAUCGUGAAUUACGUAAAUCUAUCAUGUUAAAAGAUAAAAAAGAUGGUAAAAGACGAGUCAUGAAGAAGUCGCCAAUAGAUAUGUAUUCGGAAGUUUUAGACGAACUAGCGGAAUAUGAUUCUAGUUACAAUACACAAGAUAAUCUACCCAGGGUUGUUGUAGUAGGAGAUCAAAGUGCUGGAAAAACAAGUGUUUUAGAAAUGAUCGCCCAGGCCAGAAUAUUUCCUAGGGGAUCUGGUGAAAUGAUGACAAGGUCACCAGUGAAAGUUACGUUAAGCGAAGGACCGUAUCAUGUGGCUCAGUUUAAAGAUAGUUCCCGUGAAUUUGAUCUGACUAAGGAAUCAGAUUUAGCGGCUUUAAGACGGGAAGUUGAACUCAGAAUGAAAUCAAGCGUUCGUAAAGGUCAAACAGUCAGCACAGAGUGUAUAUCCAUGUCUGUAAAAGGACCAGGAUUACAGAGAAUGGUUUUAGUUGAUUUACCUGGAAUUAUAUCGACCCAGACGAUAAACAUGGCACCAGAUACAAAGGAAUCUAUCCGAAGAAUGGCAUCAAGUUAUAUGGAGAAUCCUAAUGCUAUUAUACUGUGUAUUCAAGAUGGAUCGUUGGAUGCUGAAAGAAGUAAUGUGACAGAUUUAGCUUCCAUGAUGGAUCCACAGGGCAAACGGACUAUAUUUGUUUUAACUAAAGUGGAUCUGGCCGAGAGUAAUCUUUAUAAUCCUGAUAGGAUUAAAUCUAUAUUAGAAGGAAGACUGUUUCCGAUGAAAGCUCUCGGAUAUUUCGCUGUUGUUACGGGUAAAGGUAAUUCGAAUGACAGUAUUACCACUAUUAAAGAUUAUGAAGAUAAGUUUUUUCGGCAAUCCAAACUUUUUAAGGAAGGUGUAUUGAAACCAUCACAGAUGACCACACAGAAUCUAAGUAUGGCCGUGUCUCAAGUCUUCUGGAAAAUGGUGAAAGAAACAGUUGAACAACAAACAGAUGCAUUUAAAGCAACAAGAUUUAAUCUAGAAACAGAAUGGAAGAAUACAUAUCCUACUUUACGAGAGUUAGAUAGAGAUGAAUUAUUUGAGAAAGCUCGAGGUGAAAUAUUAGAUGAAGUUAUAAAUUUAAGCCAAGUUACACCAAAACAAUGGGAAGAUGCAUUUUAUCGUAAGUUAUGGGAGAAGAAUGCCACGUUUGUUAUAGAGAAUAUUUAUCUACCAGCAGCUCAGUCUAUGAACACAGGAACAUUUAAUACGGUUGUUGAUAUCAAGUUAAAGAAAUGGGCUGAUGAACAACUACCUAAAAAAUGUGUUGAGGUUGGAUGGGAGACGUUACAUGAUCAGUUUGAGAAACUGGUUAACAGAGAACAAACUAAGAAAGGACAUGACGAUAUUUAUGAUAAGUUAAAACAGGCUGUGUUAGGGAAGUCCAGUACCGAUCAUAGAUGGGAAGGCAAGGCUGAAGAUAGUUUGAGAGUUAUACAGAAUAAUAUAUUAUAG